AUGCUAACAGCCCUCAAGCUCGCCCGCGAAGCCCCCACCAUCUACACCAACCACAAAACCCACCAAGCCCACAAACACACCCACCGGCCCCACCAACACCACCACAACGCACCCACCCCCAUCUCCCCCACCGGCGGCUUCUCCAACCACAUCAACAACAAAAACAACAACCGCGCCACCAUGCUCACCCUCAACCAACUCUCCACCUACUCCCACCACGGCGGCCUGCCCGGCCUCCUCGCCCGCGUCCUCCUCCGCUUCCUCCAAUUCGUCCUCGCCCUCACCGUGUGCGGUCUCUACGGCGUCGACCUCGACGCCGCGCGCCAGGCCCACGCCUACGCCGACUCCAAAUGGGUCUACGCCGAGGUGGUGGCCGGGCUGGCCGCAUUGACCACCCUCGCCUACCUGCUGCCCAUGGUGAAGAGCUUGUUCUUCUUCGCGUGGGACUGGGUGCUGUUUGUCUUGUGGGUGGCGCUGUUUGGCGUUUUUGGAAGGAUGUACAUCGGGGAGGAGGUCGAGUAUGAUGGCGGUGUCAGGCGGAUGAAGCAUGCGGUUUGGGUGGAUUUGGCGUGUAUGGUGUUGUGGUUUGUGACGGCGGUGUAUGGGACUGUUAUGUGGUGGAUUAAUAGGGGUGGGGUGAGGGUGUUGGGUAAGAGUGAGGUUUAG
Diplodia corticola is the source of this 666-nucleotide messenger RNA. RefSeq lists its product as uncharacterized. The record is from RefSeq and is a predicted model, not a curated record. Lineage: Eukaryota; Fungi; Ascomycota; Dothideomycetes; Botryosphaeriales; Botryosphaeriaceae. The transcript has a single exon. Bases 1 to 666 code for a protein of 221 amino acids.